AUGGCGCGAAGGACACCGCCGGUUGUCAUCGACAUCGGUACCGGAUGUACCAAGAUGGGUUUUGCUGGCAACAUCGAACCCACUUUCAUGAUCCCCACUGUCGUGGCCAACGCAGCCAAGAAGUCAACCGGGAGUGUACAUAUCAGCCAGAUCAGCCAGACGCCAUCUGCGCAAGGGCUGGCUGAUGCAGACUUCUAUAUCGGCGACGAGGCCUACAAGCUCAAGGACUCCCCGAAUUACUUGCUUUCCUCGCCCGUGUCCAAGGGAAGGAUAGAGCAUUGGGACGACAUGGAGCGCUUCCUGCAGCAGGCGAUUUUUCGCAGUUUGCGCUGCAUUCCAGAGGAUCACGACUUCCUCCUCACAGAGCCGCCCUUUAACACCCCAGAGAACCGGGAGCUGAUGGCAGAGAUGAUGUUCGAGACCUUCAACGUCAAUGGCCUCUACAUCGGCGUGCAGGCCGUUCUGGCCUUGUACGCUCAAGCGGUCACCGAGGAACAGUACGAGGGCAGCAGCCCGAACCUGACUGGCUUGGUCGUGGAUUCCGGGGACGGCCUCUCUCACGUGAUCCCGGUGGCAGACGGCUACGUCAUCACCUCCUGCAUUCAG
Molecule: messenger RNA, 606 nt
Organism: Symbiodinium sp. CCMP2456
Lineage: Eukaryota; Dinophyceae; Suessiales; Symbiodiniaceae
Source: the annotation of a GenBank genome assembly